Candidozyma auris is the source of this 261-nucleotide messenger RNA. RefSeq lists its product as uncharacterized. The record is from RefSeq and is a predicted model, not a curated record. Gene Ontology annotation, cellular component: nucleus; cytosol. The transcript has a single exon. Lineage: Eukaryota; Fungi; Ascomycota; Pichiomycetes; Serinales; Metschnikowiaceae. Gene Ontology annotation, molecular function: 2 iron, 2 sulfur cluster binding. Gene Ontology annotation, biological process: intracellular iron ion homeostasis. Bases 1 to 261 code for a protein of 86 amino acids.
AUGGCAUUAACUGCUGAAUCCCUCAAAAGCAUCAUUCACGAGAGGCUCAAAGCCAAGCUAGUUCAAGUCGAAGACAUGUCCGGCGGUUGCGGCCAGGCAUUUGCCGUGAUCAUUGUUUCUGACGAGUUUAAAGGUAAAAACAAGCUAAUGAGACAUCGUUUGGUUAACAACGCCUUAAAAGACGAAAUCGCCGCUAUCCAUGCCUUUACGCAAAAAGGCUUUACUCCAGAAGAAUGGAGUGCCCAGGGAGGUAUUCUAUAA